AUGGUGCGUGCCCCGCGCCUGCCUGGCACAGCCAAAAAUGAAGGCAGGAGGCACCCGCCUCGCCUCGCCUCGCCCCGCUCCCGCUUCUGCCUCCACACUGAGAGCAUGAGAGAUGGAUCUCCUCCUCCUCCGGAUGCCUCCUUUCAGCAGAGCAAAACAGACCGGACAAAGUCUUCAGAGUUGGAGCGGGGCGGGAGGGGGGAGCAGAGCGAGAACGGAAGGAUAUACUCUGUGAGGUUCUGGCAGAUCUUGGCCUUCAUGUUUGCCAUUCAAGAGAUCAAUCAGAAUCCCAGGCUCUUACCCAACAUCACCCUGGGCUACGACAUCUAUGAGACCCAUUUUCAUUCAAGACUGACUACCAAAGCCAUGCUAGACCUGCCUACUGGUGGAGCAAACCAUGUCCCCAACUACAGCUGUAAAGGACAGAAUAACCUGCUGGCCAUUCUGGAAGGGGCUGAAUCUGACAUCUCCAUCCAUAUUUCAACCAUGUCGGGUAUCUACAAAAUCCCACAGACAGGGCCUUGUUCCAGGUGUGUCGAGAGCUGUCGCCCAGGAUAUGCGAAGGAGGUCCAGGAAGGAGAGCCACCUUGCUGCUAUGCUUGUGCUCCAUGUAAGGAAGGGACGAUCUCCAGUGAGGAAGAUGCAGGCCAUUGCAACAAAUGUCCAGCAGACCAGCACCCAAACACAGACCGAGAUCAAUGUAUACCAAAGUCUAUAACCUUCCUGUCCUAUGAAGAACCUUUAGGGAUUAUCCUAGCUUCCUUUGUUCUGUUCUUAUCAUUAAGCACGAGCUUUGUGUUAGGAAUCUUUGUGAAAUACUUAGAAACUCCCAUAGUCAAAGCCAACAACCGGGACCUAUCCUCCAUACUCCUCGUUUCCCUCCUGCUUUCCUUCUCGUCCUCCUUCCUCUUCAUUGGUCAGCCAGGGAUAGCAACCUGCCUUCUCCAACAAACAGUCUUCAGUAUCAUCUUCUCAGUUGCCGUCUCUUCUGUGUUGGCCAAAACAAUCACUGUGGUGCUGGCCUUCCUGGCCACAAAGCCAGGGAACAGGGUGAGAAAAUGGCUUGGGAAGAGUUUGGCCAACUCCAUUGUCAUUUCGUCUUCCAGUGUCCAAGUUGUUAUCUGCACCAUCUGGCUGGGCAUCUCUCCACCCUUCCCAGAGGCCGACAUGCACUCCCAGCCUGGACAGAUCACCUUGCAAUGUAACGAAGGGUCUAUUGUCAUGUUUUAUGUUUCUCUUGGCUACAUGGGCUUCCUGGCUGCCAUCUCCUUCACGGUGGCAUUCCUAGCCAGGAGUCUGCCUGGGUCCUUCAAUGAAGCCAAGCUGAUCACCUUCAGCAUGCUGGUCUUUUGCAGUGUUUGGGUGUCCUUUGUGCCCACCUACCUGAGUACGAAGGGGAAAUACAUGGUAGCCGUGCAGGUCUUCUCUAUCUUGGCCUCCAGUGCUGGUCUACUGGGCUGCAUCUUUCUUCCCAAGUGCUACAUUAUUAUACUGAGGCCUAAUCUGAAUACAAAGGAGCAUCUCAUGAUCAAAACAAAAGACGCUCCUGAGUACUAG
Molecule: messenger RNA, 1557 nt
Organism: Elgaria multicarinata webbii
Lineage: Eukaryota; Metazoa; Chordata; Lepidosauria; Squamata; Anguidae
Product: vomeronasal type-2 receptor 26-like
Exons: 5
Coding region: 1-1557 (518 amino acids)
Biological process (GO): G protein-coupled receptor signaling pathway
Cellular component (GO): plasma membrane
Molecular function (GO): G protein-coupled receptor activity
Source: RefSeq, a predicted model, not a curated record